Messenger RNA from Pocillopora verrucosa, 444 nucleotides. The record is from RefSeq and is a predicted model, not a curated record. Lineage: Eukaryota; Metazoa; Cnidaria; Anthozoa; Scleractinia; Pocilloporidae.
AUGAGAGACCUUGAUCCUGUGUUGGAAGAACUCACAGGCAACAAGUUGGAGCUUGUAGGUCCCUUGGUGGAUGGCUUCCUAAAGGAGAUCGGGCUCUCUAUUAAUGCGAAGCUCGCUCGCUCUAGAAUGACCGGUCUUAUGGCGCCCAUCACUCUCUUUAUGCCAUUUCAAGUCUUUAAACAUAUCUGGGUUUUAGUACAAGGCUACGGGGGAAGCGCAGACACAACCAAGAAUGGUGAGAGAAUAACGCUAACUUUCCAAAGGCUCGACACUGCAGAAAAAAUUUGGUCUCCCGCGAGAUGUAAAGGAGAGAAUUUUCUCAAGAAGCGGCACUUCGAGAAAAUCCCCGAGGAUGGUCGCGUGCUUCAAAGUUACAGCGGCAAGUCAAUUGUUGUUGUAACACCAACAAAGGGUAGUAACCACAUUUUGCGUGCAGCGCUAUGA